AGUCAGGGUGGACCCAGCGUCGGCGUUAGACGCUCAGGAAGUGGAUUAAACCACCAAAGAUUCCCGCAGAUUCGAUACCGAUUGUCCCAACGUUAGAUACGUGUUCGUGCUAACCUGAACGUUUGGCCGAGCACGUUUAUGGGCUAUUUAGGACGAUAAUGCUGGAUGGUUGCGCUCAUGAAAAUCACCAGGGAUAUAUGCAGGCUGUUGGGACUCGGGAGCGGUCCUGUGGUCCAGGAGGAGCAGAUGGACUGUGGUGCUACAAACCCUGACCCGAGUGCCACCUUGUCGCAGGAUGCAUUAAAUGGAGAGGAGGAGUUGAGUGAGGAGGAGAAAGCAAGGCGGAAGGCAGAGCGACGCAAAGCCAAGAGGAAGCGCCGUCGAAAACGUAAGAAGCAGGAACAAAAUAAGCAAAAUGACAACGCUGAACAGGAUGACGAAGAGGAUGGAGGUGCAGAGUCUGAACUAGAUGAGAGCGAUUCCGAAGCAGAAGUUGGGGGUGAAGAGGAGAAACAAAGGGCACAAAAAGGAGUGCAGAAAGAAGAGAAGGAGGGGAAAUCGGAGGCCUGCUCCAAAGAUCUUGCCGCUCCUGCUAUUGCUCCUUCAGGAUGUCAGGAGACCCAAGCCAGAUCUGCUGAGGAGGAGCCAGAGUGGGAUGUCAGUAGUGCCUUCGUUGCAAAUGCUGCUAGCCAUAUCAAACCCAAAGGAUCAAGUCGAAAGUCCAAAGAAAACAAGGAGAAUGAAGCCAGGAGAGAGACAAAUGGAACUGACACCAUGACCAAGAAAAGCGCAUCACUGACAGAAAAAGGGAUAAAGCUGGUGCAAGAGGGGCAGUAUGCACAAGCAGCCAGUAUGUUUACAGAAGCCAUCAAAUGUGAUCCCAAAGAUUACAGAUUCUUUGGGAAUCGCUCUUAUUGCUAUUACUGCUUGGAGCAGUAUCCUCAGGCCCUGGCAGAUGCUGAACGCUCCAUUCAGCUGGCCCCAGACUGGCCCAAAGGAUACUUCCGCAAGGGCAGCGCCCUCAUGGGCAUGGAGCGGUACAGUGAGGCAGAAAAGGCUAUGGAGCAGGUGCUGAAGCUGGACAAAGACUGCGAGGAGGCUGUCAAUAAUCUAUUUAACUGCAAAGUGCUGCAGUUAAUGGAACUGGGCUUUGAAGAAGUGCAGAGUGUCUUGCUGUUAGAUAGAUUUUCAACAGUGCAGGGUGUUCUGGCAUAUUAUUCUGAAGCUGCCAAAGCAGCAGCUGGAAGCACAGAUUCAUCUGUUGUGCAACCAGGAACUCCCUGUCCAUCCCUCUGGGUGGGAAAUGUGACAACUGAGUUAACUGAGAAACACUUAAGGGACCUUUUUAAAAUGUAUGGUGAGAUUGAGAGUAUCCGUGUGCUGCAUGAGAGAUUCUGUGCCUUCGUUAACUUCAGGGAUGCAAGCAUGGCAGCUCGUGCCAUGGAGAAACUAAAUGGUCACUGUAUUGAAAACACGCGUUUAGUGGUGCGCUAUCCUGACCGCCGCACUCAGAGGUCCCUUCCUAUUCCGCUCAAGACUUGCCUCCCUGUCACACAGCAGGGAGGCACAGCUGCUGGACCUCGAAGACGCGGCCCGGUUAAUGGAGAUGAGUGUUACUUCUGGAGAACCACUGGCUGCCAUUUUGGGGAGAAAUGUCGCUAUAAACACAUUCCUGAUCAGAAAGGCAAGGACCGGAAACCUUGGCAGCCUUGAACACCGUUUACUCUCUGCCUCAUUACUGGAAAAGGAAACCGGGAUACGCCGACUGUGCCAAUGGGACUGGUACUUGCCGCACAAGGUUCUCUGGGCUAAAAAUAUUUACUGUGGCAAACUGGAUGUGAAUAGCUAAAGGAUCAGAGCCAGCAUUCAGGUUCUGUUGGAGGGGGAGGUAGUCACAUGUACCACAAAGGAUUCGGAGCAUGAAGGUUUAUAUUCUAAUGAAAGCCCAGACUGGAUAUUAUUUUUUUUUUUUAGUAAUAGAAGAUUAUCCAGAAGAGGGAAACAAAACCAGCUGGUAUAGCUUUUGAAUGAAAACCUUCAUAUUCACAGCCUUUUAUGGGACAUGGGAUUUUAUUCUUUCUUCUAAGAGGAAGAACCUAACACCUCAAGCAAACACCGUAAAGAGGAAGUGAAACUGCCUUUGUCUGUUAUUCGAAGAAAAGUAAAAGCUCUGCCAUGUAUGGUAGUAAUGAAAGGAAUACAUGUGGAUGUUGUGUUUGGGACUUUCCUUCUUUAGAAAUUCCGUCACAAACCAGUGUUCCUUCCCUUUUUUUUUUUUCUUUUUUUUUGUGGUUCUAACUAAAAUUUAAUUGACAUAUACUAACUAUUGAGGCAUAUCCCAUGCCCCAAACAGCCAGGCCUUAGGCCUACAGUUAUUACUGGGGCUUCAUUCCUACUCGUUCAUGUUCCAGUACUGAAACAUUGUUCACCACACCAAAGACUUCAAAUUAGACAUACUUGACAUUUAAGUACCUCACCUAUGCAGAUGAGAAUUUCUGCCUUGCCUUUUGCCCUAUGUAGCCUUAGAAAUGAUCUUAUGUGGGCGAGUGGAUAUAAAUACAAUGAUUUGACUUGAAGUGCUGCAAAAUUCUAUGCAUCAGUGCGUGGAUUAGGUUCAUAUUUCACCAAUUUUUUUUUUUAUUUUUUUUUUUGAAAGAUUAGUUUCUCUGCGGGAGUUUUCUUGACAUUUUAGUUGAGAUUCCUUGUCCAUGAGGAAAUAGUAAUAGCAACACCUGACGUAAUGUAAACGCUGCUUUUAUAAAGGCUGUAGUCUUUUCAGAUUUGUUUUUGUUUUUUUUAAGUCUGUCUCCAAGAUGGAUUUUAACCUCUUGGCAUUUUUAAGGCCAAAAUGUUUGAUGUUCUGAAUUGCAUGAAGCUUUUGUUGUGAAGUGCUUCAGUGCUGCAGACUUGUCUCUGCUUUGUGGACUGCAGGAGAUCUGUUUUGUGGACCCAAUUCAAAUAUCAAACUUUUGGUGUUGUUGUUGUUAUUAUUAUUGUUAUUAUUAUUAUUAUUGUCGUUAUUAUUAUUAUCAUUAUUAUAAUUAUUAUUAUUUCUCAGCAGGAGAAUGUUCUUCUUGCUUUGUUGGUACAUUUGCAUCGUAAGCAUGCAAAGUUCUUUAGAUCUAUGCAAAAAGUCAUGAAUUGAUUGUCAGUUCUGUGUCAGAAAUUCACACCACUUCUUGUAAAAGUACAAAAAAAAAAAAGAGUAAUGUGUGCACACAGUUUAAAAUCAUACUUAUUUUUUUAACCUUGAAAACCAGUGUUUUAAAGUUUUGGGCCUCCAUUUCAGUAUUUUAGUGAACUGAAGGAUCUGAUGGCUCUGCAUUAAAACGGCCUCAUUCUUUCAGUAGUUUUAACACUAGACAGUGCAUUAAAGCCUAUUAGCAUCUGUUUGUGUCAUUUAGUAGAAAACAGAUCUGGUUUAAGUCCACACUACGUUCACUUGUAAACUAUGCGUAGCAGUAUUUAUUUUUCUAUUUAUACUUUUUUUUUUCAUGUUUCCUGUAUUCAACAUAUCCUGGGAACUGAAUUUACCUUUUAUUUACUGGCCAUAUUGUCUUUUCACUUUCUGGCAAGUUAAUGAACCUCUUUCAGAAGGUCUCUGCUGCUUAGUUCUGGCUUUAAGAGCAAACUUUAAAAAAAAAAAAAUGGUGCAAAUACUGUCACAUGCUGCACUUCUGCUUUUCUUGUGUUGCUUUCGGUCUUGUGGCUGGAACUUGUGAAAAAGGAAUUGGACACCAAAAGUUAAGAGUGCACUUGUCUGUUUGGCCCACUUGCUCAGUGCUUUUUGUGAUCUCAGCUGUUAACUACGGUUUCAUAUUCCACUUAAUUUUAUAGAUAAGUUUCUUUUUAAACUAGAAUAUUUUUAAUUGCAUUGUAUAAAUAUUUCACAUUAGA
Messenger RNA from Oreochromis niloticus (Nile tilapia), 3897 nucleotides. Its product is annotated as stress-induced-phosphoprotein 1. Gene Ontology annotation, molecular function: RNA binding; metal ion binding; protein binding. The transcript is spliced from 16 exons. Bases 166 to 1713 code for a protein of 515 amino acids. NCBI's taxonomy places the organism in Eukaryota, Metazoa, Chordata, Actinopteri, Cichliformes, Cichlidae. The record is from RefSeq and is a predicted model, not a curated record.